This is a messenger RNA of Grus americana (Whooping crane), 4773 nucleotides long. It is a transcript of the gene SLC25A19, whose product is annotated as solute carrier family 25 member 19. NCBI's taxonomy places the organism in Eukaryota, Metazoa, Chordata, Aves, Gruiformes, Gruidae. Gene Ontology annotation, biological process: thiamine pyrophosphate transmembrane transport. Gene Ontology annotation, cellular component: mitochondrial inner membrane. The coding region runs from base 189 to 1157 and encodes 322 amino acids. The transcript has 7 exons. The record is from RefSeq and is a predicted model, not a curated record. Gene Ontology annotation, molecular function: thiamine transmembrane transporter activity.
AGCUGGCGGGCGGGUGAGGCGGCCCGGCGGGGCCCGCGGCAGGGAGCCGGCUGUGGUCGCGCACCGCCGCCCCGGGCCGCGGACAGCCACCAACCGGCGGCUCCGCCCGGGGUUUGGCUCCAUAUCCCCCUUCGGUGCCUGCCGCGGGGCAGGGGGCGGCUGUGGGGCCGUGGGGACACCAGGCAGGCAUGGUCGGCUAUGACCCUGAGGCUAAGUGCGUCUCCACGGUGGAAGCAGCUGCAGCAGGAUCAGCAUCCGGCUUGGUCACUCGGGUCCUUGUCAGCCCCUUGGAUGUCAUCAAGAUCCGCUUUCAGCUUCAGAUCGAGCAGCUCUCCUCCAGAAACCCAGGGGCUAAGUAUCAUGGCAUCUUGCAAGCUGUACAGCGUAUCUUCCAGGAAGAGGGGUUGGUAGCCUUCUGGAAGGGCCAUGUUCCUGCUCAGUUCCUUUCAGUUGGCUACGGAGCUGUUCAGUUCAUGGCGUUUGAAAGCUUGACGAAACUGGUGCACAUCACUACCUCGUACAAUGCCCGUGAUUCCUUUGUGCACUUCGUCUGCGGUGGACUGGCUGCUUGCACGGCCACUGUUGCAGUUCAGCCUGUUGACACGCUACGCACCCGCUUUGCUGCUCAGGGUGAGCCUAAGAUCUAUCGCAACCUUCGCCAUGCAGUUGUGACAAUGUACCAGACAGAAGGGCCUCGGACUUUCUAUAGAGGUUUGACCCCCACAAUCAUUGCUAUCUUUCCAUAUGCUGGUCUCCAGUUCUCCUUCUACAACAUCCUGCAACAGUUUUCUGAAUGGGUGAUUCCAGCUGAAGGAAAGAAAGGAGGCAACAUUAAAAACCUUGUUUGUGGCAGCUGCGCUGGAAUCAUCAGCAAAACCCUCACUUACCCUUUUGACCUAUUCAAAAAACGACUGCAAGUGGGUGGUUUUGAGCAUGCCCGGGCAGCCUUUGGGCAGGUACGGAUGUACAGCGGUCUCCUGGACUGCAUAAGACAGAUCAUGCGAGAGGAGGGCCCAGGUGGAUUCUUUAAGGGCCUUUCACCCAGCUUGCUGAAGGCUGCUGUCUCUACUGGCCUUGUCUUCUUUUGGUACGAGCUGUUCUGCAGCCUGCUGUGUGCCCUGAAGAACGCAGACAGCACGGCGAGGAAGGAAGGCUGAAAGGGGCAUGUGUGUGACUACCUGGUGUUCCCCUGGAGGAGGGGAAACUGAUGGCUUUGCUCUGUCAUGAGCAUGUUGGAAAUGUCAGAGCUCCCGGAGCUCCAUCAGCCUGUAGCAAAUCACCUCCCGGGACCAAGCAGAAGGAGAAGGUGACUGCAGUUCUGCUGAAGACACUGAACUGCUUUGCUGGAAGCUGUUCAGCUGAGCACUUUUUUACUCUGUCUCCUCUAAUAUCAGCACACGUUUAGUGGGAAGAGAGGGGAACCAAGCAGACAACUACCUAGCAGAGACUGUGCUCUGAAAAGGCACCUGAUAAAGUGGGUCAAUUCCUGUGCUUGCCCUGGAUCACAGAGAGGGAUCCUGGCCUAGCUAGUGCUGCUUAACCCACGUAAUGUCACUUCCUAUCCCUGCAUCUGCACAGCCUUGUUUCCUUGCUUAUGGCCUGCUGUUUGUGCCAUAUGCUUUUCUCCAUGUUGCACAGAUAGCUCUGUCCUGCUGUUGUGAAGUCAGUGAAAAACGCUUCAGCAUACACAGAACCUCGGGUUUCCUUUUCUUUGCUGCCAGCUGCUGCUGCUUGAUUACCACUUGCUGGCUGCGUAUUCUCAGCCACCUUAAAUGCGGAAUCUUCUGGUGGAUUAUGCUGACCCAAACUUGCUCUUCCUUUAACUCCGAUGAGCUUGGUUGGAUCCUAAGUGCCCAUUUCUCUUUCUGCGCGUCUUGCCACACAUCUCUUAGGGCUUUGCAUGGCCUCAGUCACACUUUUUACUAGUAGACCUGCAGGUUAAGAAUCCUACUCUAAGGGGAUUCAAUGCACAAGCCCAAUUCUUACUUCAGGGUUGUUUGCUUCAAUGCAGUGAGUAAAUAAAUGCUGUAUAGAGUUUUAGAAAUAUUUAGUCUAAGUUGGAAUACUGAAGGAAAAGUCCUGUGGAAAUUAACAAAUGUCUUUUUUUUUUUUUAAGUACCACUUUUCAAUGUUUCUAGCAAGUAUUUCUGUAAUGGCCUCAAAACAUUUCUGAACCUCAGUCCUACAGAGGUGCUAACAGAUGAAAAUGUGUUGACAAGACUAGCGAAGUGAGAGGACUGAACAUCAAAUCACAACUGGUUGGCUUAGUGCGGUGUUUGGCAAGAAAAUGAUGAUUGAAUUCGAGUUGGAGAAGUGUUUUUCUGGAGUUUCAAAGGUUUUGUGAAUGAUUUAAAAAGAAAAGUCCAACUCUGAUUUACGUAACAGGGGACAAGAGGAAAAUUACUUUCUUCCUCCUCUUUUAUUCUGUUUUUUCAAGCUGAGCAGGGUGUGGCUGGACCAGUGUGUGGAAGGAAGAGCCUCUGCGAUACAAAAGCAUGUUAGUCAUCUGGAGUGGUGGAUGGGCAGAGCACUGCAGUUAUCUAGAGGAUUAUUUGAUGGUUCUUCUCUUAAAGCAGAGCUUUUCGUGGCUCUUUUGCAAUAUUCAGGGUGUUAAUCCCAAAUGGCCUGGCCAAAUUCCAGUGUGACCUGUUCCAUUCUGUUGACAUAAUUUCUCCUGGUGAUUUUGAGCAUAUCGGCGUUGCUCACUUAUCCUGAUCUAUUGUGAGAGGCUGUUUUUAAAGAGCAGCUGUUUCACUGCUGGCUGAUAUCUAGAGAGAUUGCUUGCAAGCCUGGGCCAAAUAACUUUGUGUCUGCUGUAGUUUGAGAUCUUGGAGUGCAAAGUGGUUGUUUCACUGCAGGUGACUUUGAGAGCUAUAUGAAGUUAAAAUCACUGAGCAGUGUCAGUGUUGGGCAGGAGGCUAAUAUAUGAGCCUCGAAGCAGGAGUGUUAGCCGCAUGGACUCUAAAAAUGGGCAGUUUGGCUUAGAGGAGAAAAUACAAGGAGUGUGGAGUAAAGUUUUUCAAAGUCCCUCAGUCCUGUUGGCAUUUUCCUGUGUUAUUUAGGCUCUUCUGAGAUUCCCCCAAAAUCUUCUCAACAAUAUUUUCGCUUUGUUCAUUAUUCAUCUGUUGUUCUUGGAAAGACAUCAGAACCAGUAAUGAGCUUAGCCUCAUGACAUCCUUUUGAGGGAGAGAAAUCUCUCGUUUCGAAACGGACACAAACAGGUUGGGAUUGUUACUGGCUCUUGGCUGCUGGUAGAGAGGAAUGCUGUCGUGGUUAGCAGGGACAGGACUGGCCACAGCAGAAAAUUUUCUUCCAUAGGAAAUUGGGACUCAUCCAUCCUGUCUAAACAUUACAAGACUCUUGUUUUCCGUUUUAUGUCAAAGACCUGCUGUUAAACUGCACAGAAUAGGGACAGAGUGGUCAGGAACUCAGCAGUGGGAAUUGCAGCCCCUGAAAUAGGGGGUGAGUUGCUUUGGUUGUCACAGGGACAAAGAGUAAAGAACAGAAAACUGCUCUGCUAAGAUGAUGUUCCUCAAGUGUGCUGUGGAGCUUAAGGUGAUGCAGGUAAACAGCCUUAGGGGCAUGCAACUUGGCUGCUCCGCAGAGAGGGCAGCAGCGGGGAGUACAGAGCAGCUCCUCCUCUCUGGGACAGUUUUUCCCUCCAUUCUGCGUUAAAUGAGCUUGCCUCCAUCCAACAGAUGGCAGAGUCGGAGUUCAAGUUGUUGCUCAGUCUGGCCCAGGCUGUGGAAGACACUCCCUGGUCGGAGUGGCACGCAGAGGGCUUUGGCACGCAGCCUGGUUUAUAUAUCCCUGUGGGCUGUUAGUCAUCAAUGUUAUAGGCCCAUAAAGGCAGCUGGUCUUGUAGCGAACGAAGGAGAAAACUGACAACUUCAACUGUACAAUAUUGGAAGUUGCAUCCAAGAGUCACUCAUAAAUUUCUGACGUGCCCUUUGCUAACUGGGAGUUGCUGCUAGGGAAAUGACUGGAACAGGAAUAUUGUUUUCUUUUUGGGAAUCAGACUGGCUUAGUGCAAAGCGCUAGGAGGACAGGUCUUAUUUCUGAUCCCGCCCGGGCAAAACACAUGCCAUUUGGAGCUAAAUGUCCUAGAAUUAGAGGAGUGGGAGCUGGGAGAGAUCUGUAGUCACCUAGUUCUCCUGUAUGCUGGAACAGAUUAGCUCUCAGAAACUACACACCAGUUUCAAGUGACUCAACGCGGUGAGACUGCGCCCGUUGGGAUGGCUGGGAUUUCACUCUGAUGUAAUCUUAUCAGUGGGGAUUCGCGUUGCCUGCAAUUCACCUCACAAGCUGCUCAGCAAUUGCGUUGGUUUUCUUCUAGUGCCUUUUACCAUCAGAAUGUCCAAAAGCACUUUACAAGGCGCAGCGUUUGAGACAAGUUGUGCUGUGGUUGUUAGGGGAUCCACCAUCACUCUUGGCUGCCUCAGAGAACAUUGACGCACAAGUUCUGUGAUGAAUGCACUGUUUCCUGCAGCGCUGGCUGGCUUGCCGAGUUCCUAGGACACUCCUGUUCUCAGGAUGCUCAUCCAGAGCUGCAUAGCAUCAUUUUAUUAAUGUUUUACAGUUGGGUUUGGAAUAGAUUGUAUUUCUUUUGGGGUGAAGUUUCUUUUGUGAUGUAGAACUGUAAUUCUCUGCGGCAUUUUGCUGUGUUGCCUGAGUGGAUCUUUUGCAGCUGCUGUUGUCUGAAAGCAUCCGAGCACAGUGCGCACAAGGCGUGCCUACCUUUGAGAAAAGGUACAUUAAAUAUUUUGUUAUGCU